AUGACUCCAAAGAAUUUAAAUAUUGCUUUGAAAUAUUUUAUCUUCGAACUUAACAAACAAGAUGGAUCGGACUAUCCUGCAGUCACUUUGUAUGGUUUGUUCGGGACUAUACAAUCUUAUUUGAAAUGUCGAAAUUCUGAUUCCAACCUGUUUGAAGACGCCGCUUUUAAAGAAGCUAGAGCGGCCCUGGAUGCGGUGAUGAAGAAGCGGUCGGCGGCAGGACUGGGUGUGUCAACAAGAAAAAGAACAGAAGUUAUAAGCGAAAGUGAAGAAAACAUGCUUUGGGAUAAGGGUCUUCUAGGAGAUAACACCCCCCAACAACUGCUGGACACGAUCCUUUACUUGACAGGACUGCACUUUUCACUCCGAGGGAGAAGCGAGCAUCGCCAAUUACGUCUUUUAAAGAAUCCCCAGAUAAGUGGACCCUUUGUGGACACAUGUGGUCGGUCGUAUUUGCUAUACAAGGAGGAUGCAUCAAAAAGCAACCAGGGAGGUAUAAAGCACCGGAAAGUACUACCCAAGGAGGUUCGAGCCUAUGACAACCCAUCGAAUCCAUCAAGAUGCUACGUUAGACUGUUUACCAAAUACAAGAAAUACUGUCAGACUGUUGCACAGAAAUGUGACGCAUUUUACUUCACUCCACUGAAAAAUGUGAAAAAAGAUGCAUGGUUUUCAUCCAUUCCCGUGGGUCACAACACACUGCAGGCGACAGUAAAGAGACUUUGUGAAGCAGCAGGGAUAACUGGAAGGAAGACCAACCACUCGUUGAGGGCCACAUCAGCAACACGGCUGUUUCAGGCGAACAUCGAUGAACAACUCAUUUGUGAACAAACUGGUCAUCGCAGUGAUGCUGUUCGCACAUAUAAACGUCCUUCAGACCGACAAAAGGCAGAGGUGUCUGACUUUUUGUAUGUUGACACAAAGAACAUGCAUACGGUCCUGCAGCCAAAGUCGGCCUCACAGAUCCGUGCACAGGUCCCACCGGCAGCUACAGAGACAAAUCCACAAGUUCCACCGGCAGCUACAAAGACACCUCCACAGGUCCCACCGGCAGCUACAGACACAAAUCCACAAGUUCCACCGGCAGUUACAAAGACACCUCCACAGGUCCCACCGGCAGCUACAGAGAUAGUUCCACAUGUCACACCGGCAUCUACAGAGACAACUCCACAGGCACAUGGAUCAUUCUGA
Messenger RNA from Gigantopelta aegis, 1191 nucleotides. RefSeq names its product zinc finger MYM-type protein 2-like. Gene Ontology annotation, biological process: DNA recombination; DNA integration. Lineage: Eukaryota; Metazoa; Mollusca; Gastropoda; Neomphalida; Peltospiridae. The transcript has 4 exons. The record is from RefSeq and is a predicted model, not a curated record. The coding region runs from base 1 to 1191 and encodes 396 amino acids. Gene Ontology annotation, molecular function: DNA binding.